This is a messenger RNA of Oreochromis niloticus (Nile tilapia), 1486 nucleotides long. RefSeq names its product C-type lectin-like. The transcript is spliced from 4 exons. The coding region runs from base 143 to 898 and encodes 251 amino acids. NCBI's taxonomy places the organism in Eukaryota, Metazoa, Chordata, Actinopteri, Cichliformes, Cichlidae. The record is from RefSeq and is a predicted model, not a curated record.
GUAAAUGGUACAGAUUGAGGGGUUUGACUUGGUUACUUUACAGAUUUGAUACAGAAGCAUCAUCACCAGUCCUGAGGUUAAAAGAUUCCCUGCUACCAUUAGCAAAGCGCUUUUGUUUCAGUCUCCACUUGUGGAAAAUAUAAUGAGGAAGUUGUGCAUUUUCAUCCCCCUGCUGCUUCUCCUUUCUCCUGCGUAUGGGUAUCUGCUGAGGUUUACACUUUACACUGGCUCUGAGAUGACAACCUGGGAAAAUGCACAGGCAUUCUGCAGGGAGCACCACACUGGCCUGGUCACAAUUAGAAAUGAGCAAGAGAAUGGGAUUUUCAGUGGCUAUGGCUGGAUUGGACUAUAUCGCAAGAGCGGAUCAAGUAUAUGGAAAUGGUCCACAGGAGAUGAGCUGGCUAACUACACCAACUGGGACGCUAACGAACCACAGACAGAUACAGACUGUGCAUACAAGUCUUCUGACAAAUGGAGGACCAACCGUUGUGAUGUCAAUCAUUCUUUCAUGUGCUAUGAUGACCUGAUUUUGGUGAAGGAGAAUAAGACAUGGGAGGAGGCAUUAGUACACUGUAGGUCUCUGGAUGGAGGGAACACAGAAGAUCCAGCCUCUUCAUACUGGAACUAUAGCUAUGACCUGGCAACCCUGAUCACUCCAUAUGACCACACGUACGCACGAGAGAAAGUGCAAGAGGCUACCACUGAUGAGGUGUGGACAGGCUUGUGUAACCCAGCUGGUGAGUGGCUGUGGGUGAGUGGAGAACAGAUGCAAUAUAAGAAUAUUCCAAGCUGCCCGACUAACGGCUUCUGUGGCGUCCUGGAGAAAAGAGGCACAACAUCUUUCCAAAUAAAAGACUGCAAACUUCGAAGGAACUUCUUCUGUUACAAAAGGAUUUGAACUCAUUCAGUUCCCACAAGUAGUGAACUUUAAUUUAAAUUUGAGGAAAUUGUACUUGUACCUUGAUUUAACAGGAGUAAAUAUGUUAAUGAAAAAAAGAACUUUUUAGUAGAUCCAUCCAUAACAGGACUAAUCCCUAGCUGAAUACCAUGAAAACGACAUUCAAAUAAUAAUGUAAAUACUGGUUAUUCACAGGGUCAAUUUAUGAGCAAUUUCAUUGAUGUACAACAGAGAAAUACUACUAAAACAUAAUUUCUCUAAAAUUGUCUUUACUCUAUCAUGGAUAUACAGCAUGUGAAAAGAACAUCGGCAUUUAAAUAAAAUGUACUUCAGAAUUCUAAUAAAUAUUACUUUGAGUUAAUAUUUGAUGUUACAAAUGUGCAUGCUGUUCUGGUUUAAUUUUAAGUUCUCUUGUAUUGUUGCCUCAAUUUUUUUCCUUUUCAUUCUUUAGAAAAUUAAGUUUGAUAAUGCAACAUUUGAUCUGUAAGUCUGAAUGCAAUUUCCUAAUUGUUGUGUGAUUGGAGGAUGCAAUGUAAUGCACAUAAAUGCUAGACUACACAUUUAAUAUGAAUAAAAGUUAAAAAUGAA